AUGAUGAUAGAGAUCUAUGAAGGAGAGAUGUGUGGUACAUGUGAGCCGCUGGCCUCAAUACCAAGCAAUCCUCCUCGGGGAAGCACCGGUCAAAGUCUCGAGCCUGAGGCAGGGCCGAGGGUAUGCGAAGUCGUACGACCCCACAUCGCUAAAGAAUCCAAAGGAACCUCAAAUCUAAAGAGCGUUUCGAGUGUAAAUAUCCCUUUACUUUACCAAGCACUGUCUUCACCCCUGAUGAACUCGCUACCACACAACGUCGUUCUAAAUGGAAGUGCAUAUAACCUGCUCGUAUGCGAAUAUGGUUGA
This is a messenger RNA of Plasmopara halstedii, 306 nucleotides long. RefSeq lists its product as uncharacterized. The coding region runs from base 1 to 306 and encodes 101 amino acids. The transcript is spliced from 2 exons. NCBI's taxonomy places the organism in Eukaryota, Oomycota, Peronosporomycetes, Peronosporales, Peronosporaceae. The record is from RefSeq and is a predicted model, not a curated record.